UAAAAGCUUUGGUCGAAAAUCGAGUUGGGAGAGAAGGAGAAUGACGACGACAGAGGAGAACAUUCCCGGGGAGGAGUAUGUUUCGACGGAGGAGUACGCAAGAGUGCGUGAUAAUUACUGGCGUGUUGUGGAAGAAUCUGAAGGUUUUGAUCUCGAGGAUGUUUCAAUUCCAUCAUAUAUGUGUGGAACACCAAUUCUUGUAUGAGGACUUUCCAAGGCCAUAAUGGUCGUUAUCCUUACGGUGAUUUGGUGAAGGGUUAUUGUAUGGCGGGACUGCAGCGUUAUAAUAUGACACAGGGGACAAACUACAAGCUGUCUUCCCUAAUCAAAUUCAACGUGACGCUUAACUGUGUGAGCUCGUACUACCUGACCCUGUUAGCACAAGAUCCAGAUGUUAGCCCAUCGGUUAAGACCUUUCAGGUUCGGAUUGACGAAAAAUCUUUUGGGCGUUUGGAUUUUACUUGUUCUGUUGCUAGAAUCAAAGAAGAAGCUAAAGGUGAAGUUGACUCAGCCAAAGAGCCAUUCGCACCACACUAUCAUGGUGGUCCAGAGGCCACCGUUCCUUUCGUUGGUGAAUUGCCUCGCUGGCCAUCCGAGGCUGAUUUGGGUGAUGGAAAACGAUUUUACAUGGUCUCAAGAGGAACAAACCCGCUCUCGACAGCGUCGUGGUCGUGGUGGUACGGGGAGCGGCUCCAUUUCGGGUUCCGCAUCGCCCCACAGCUCCUACCAUACAUCUCCCUCUCCAUUUCCCUCUCAUUCUCCUCCCGCUCCCGGUGUGGCACCCACUCCUGCUCCUGCUCCUGCUCAUCCGGCAAUUCUGAGAGUUGCAGAGUUUGUUCGACAGCCGGGUCGUGACCAUCUUCCAUAUCUCACUCAGUAUCUAUGUGGACGGGGUCAGACAUGGUUCGACCGAUCCGGGAAUGGGAUCAGAGGAUGGAUCAACCGUAUGAUGUACUCGGCCCUCGACAAUGGACAUCCGACUUUCACCGACUUCCCUCUCGAGAAGCAGCAUAUGUGGUUUCAACAGUUUGCGCAAGAAUUCAACUGGAAUACCGAUGAUACGUUGUUUAUCUAUUACCACUUCGUCCAUAAAGUUAUGGACAACUAUGGGAAGCAGAUCCACACGUGGAAGAAGAAGUGGGAAAUAAACAAGAUUCCAAAGGGGAUGGACCCCGACGUCUGGCGGGAGUUGGGUGUGCAUUGGAGUAAAAACGAAGUGAGAGCAACUUCUUCCACCAACUCCACCAACCGCAAGAGCGACCGUAAGGGGAAGGGCAUGUACAUCCAUAACUUGGGUGCUCAAUCUUUAGCCAGUCUGGGGAUCGCUUGGCGGAAGAAAAUGAGGGGGAGCCGGUUGAUCAUCUCACUCUAAUAAAGACGGCGUAUACCAACAAGAAGACCGGCGAGAUUGAUGAUGGUGUUGUGAGGGAUGUGGUCACCCUCAUCGACAGUCAGAUGGAAGAGGAAGUGUCUCAGCUUCAAACCAAGGAUGACGAUUCGACGGGAUCGACCGGCUUGCCUCGGGUUCGGAUCAACCAAAUCGUUGAAGCGUCGGUUCCAAAGAAGAAGGGCCGUUUGUUCGGUUUGGCUCGUCGGUCCAACUCGGUUCCGUCUGCUUCUGCACCACCGUCCUUUGUUGAUCAAGAAGUCCUUAUGAGUCAGAUGAGGGACAAGGAUGCUCGCAUAUCUGCGUUGGAGUCCAUGGUGGCGAGUCAAGAGGCGGGCUGGGAGGCACAGAGGAAGCUGAACGAGCAAAUGAUGGCGAUGAUGAGGAGCAUGAACCCGAACGCCAACGUGGAGCUCCCGACCAUGCCAGACCCGAACGUCCAAAACCCGUGAAUCGAUCAGAGUUGGAAGCCAAUUAUUGGAUUUUGACGUAUUUGGUACUUGUCAUUUACUCACAUGAUAAGCGUAUCCUAACGAGGGACCGUCACUAUCAGUCCAAGUUAGAGAUUAUUAAUGUGGUCAUAGAAACUAGAGCUGAUGAUUCGGUCCCGUCAAAAGAUAGACUCAAGGCCAAAAGUGCACACGUUUACAUAACCUUCAAGGGCUUGUCUGAGCCUCAUGCUCCUCGACAUAGUUUUAAAGUUGGUCUACAUCUUGAGCGGAGAGCUAUAGUUAGAAGAGUCAUCUGUGAGAGCACAGGAGCGAUGAGCCUUUUGGGUAAGCUUUGUGAUGGUAAAUUUACUGGAAAGCAGCGUUCUGUGACAAGCGGGAGUGGAGAUGAAGCCCAGAGUUCUAAAAAAGCUCGGACUCAGCCGUCGUUCUUAGGCUAUGACAGGUCCAUUUAACAAUGUAGAUCAGAUUAACAAACUGGGCUAUUUUAUGCGUCUGGUGGUUGUGUGUUUUUUCUUUUCCAGUCAAACUGGCAAUAUCGAGUUUUCUACCAACCUCCAAAGCCAUGUUCUCAUGUAAAAUCAUGUUUUUUGCCCGAACAUAUAGUUGUUCUAU
Raphanus sativus (radish) is the source of this 2451-nucleotide messenger RNA. RefSeq lists its product as uncharacterized. The transcript is spliced from 11 exons. Lineage: Eukaryota; Viridiplantae; Streptophyta; Magnoliopsida; Brassicales; Brassicaceae. The coding region runs from base 392 to 1372 and encodes 326 amino acids. The record is from RefSeq and is a predicted model, not a curated record.